GGAGGGCGCGGCGCUACGGCCGCGGGAAGAUGGCGGCAGCUGCGGGUGCUGCGGCGGCGGAGCAGCAAAGUUCCAAUGGUCCUGUAAAGAAGUCUAUGCGGGAGAAGGCUGUUGAGAGAAGGAAUGUUAAUAAAGAGCACAAUAGUAACUUUAAAGCCGGAUAUAUUCCAAUUGAUGAAGAUCGUCUCCAUAAAACAGGAUUGAGAGGGAGAAAGGGCAAUUUAGCCAUCUGUGUGAUUAUCCUCCUGUUUAUCCUGGCUGUCAUCAAUUUAAUUAUCACUCUUGUUAUCUGGGCUGUGAUUCGCAUUGGACCAAAUGGCUGUGACAGCAUGGAGUUUCAUGAAAGUGGCCUGCUUCGAUUUAAGCAAGUAUCUGACAUGGGAGUUAUACAUCCUCUUUAUAAGAGCACAGUAGGAGGAAGACGAAAUGAAAAUUUGGUCAUCACUGGUAACAACCAGCCUAUUGUUUUUCAGCAAGGGACAACGAAGCUCAGUGUAGAAAAGAACAAAACCUCCAUUACUAGUGACAUUGGUAUGCAGUUUUUCGACCCAAGGACUCAAAAUAUUUUAUUCAGCACAGACUAUGAAACUCAUGAGUUUCAACUGCCGAGUGGAGUAAAAAGUUUGAAUGUUCAAAAAGCAUCUACUGAAAGGAUUACCAGCAAUGCUACUAGUGAUUUAAAUAUAAAAGUUGAUGGACGUGCUAUUGUGCGUGGAAAUGAAGGAGUAUUCAUUAUGGGCAAAACCAUUGAAUUUCAUAUGGGUGGUAAUAUGGAAUUAAAGGCUGAAAACAGCAUCAUCCUAAAUGGAACUGUGAUGGUCAGCACAACUCGCCUGCCCAGCUCCUUCACUGGAGACCAGUUCAGUAAUGGUGACUGGGUGCGCUACAAGCUCUGUAUGUGUGCUGACGGGACUCUCUUCAAAGUACAAGUUACAAGCCAGAACAUGGGCUGCCAAAUCUCAGACAAUCCCUGUGGAAACACUCAUUAGAACCCUGGAGGUCAUCAAUAUGUUCAUAUCUUGACUCAGUUUUUUUUUAAGAGUAUGCAUGCAAGUCAUUGUUCUUUCAGAGUUUGUGAUAACUCAUUGUAAUUAUUUUAUCUGCAGAACACUAUUAUGUUAUCUCCAUAUUUAAAAUAUUCUGAGAGCCUAAAUUCUAAUACAUUUUAUUAAGCUGCAUUGAUCUUUAAAUUAGUUCUCUAAAAUAAUUAUGAGAAAUGAGUUAAAAAAAAAAAAAAAAA
Molecule: messenger RNA, 1240 nt
Organism: Trichechus manatus latirostris (Florida manatee)
Lineage: Eukaryota; Metazoa; Chordata; Mammalia; Sirenia; Trichechidae
Gene: SGCB
Product: sarcoglycan beta
Exons: 6
Coding region: 30-989 (319 amino acids)
Biological process (GO): muscle organ development
Cellular component (GO): sarcolemma; sarcoglycan complex
Source: RefSeq, a predicted model, not a curated record